Penaeus vannamei (Pacific white shrimp) is the source of this 2168-nucleotide messenger RNA. Lineage: Eukaryota; Metazoa; Arthropoda; Malacostraca; Decapoda; Penaeidae. The record is from RefSeq and is a predicted model, not a curated record.
AAAUAAAAGCUAAUGUAUAAUUUUUUUCCUUCACAGUUGAGCAUGCCUUUGAAGAACCGGAAGGGGAAGGUGGAGAAGCCCCGCCCACUGAAGAUCUGUACUUUGGGAGACCAGUCGAUGGAAAACGUCCUCUCAGACAUGGACUUGGUAGCCCAGUACCUGAACUCGGGCACCUAUGACCGCAGUGUCUACCCCACCAUUGCUGCCCUGUGUGAGAACCUCAAGAUGUUUGGACCGCAGCUCGAAAACGUGUACAAAGACCAACUCGACAAGUGCUACAUCUCUCUGCGGAAUGGGUGCAGGGACGACAGGCUCAAUCUUGCCGCCAGAUACCGUCUCCUGGAGGUAAUUGAGCUGCGGGCCAUGCACUGGCAGCCCAAUGAGAAUCUCAUCAAUUAUUACAAGCAGAAACUGGUGCAGAUUGAGGCUGAGGAAGCCGCCUUGGAGGACCAACAGGGCGACCUCUCCGGCCAGACCACCCCGAGCACCAUCAUGACCCCCACCAGCACCUCACAGAUGAUGAUCCCCGGGCUGCAGCCUUACCAGCAGCCGAUCUACAACCAGCAGCAACAACAACAGGUCCCUGCACAGCACCCACCCACACCAACACUUCUGGGGCCGGGGGAGAUUAUCAGGAACUCGGGGAAGUUUGCUAAACCCACCAGGAUCCCUGGCAAGAACUACUGCAAAGAUGAGGUCGUGAUUCGCAAUGCUGAUUCAGGGAAAGUUAUGGGGAUAAAAGGAAGAAGGGUGCACAUGAUCGAGGAGCUAUCGGAGACCAUCAUUUCAUUCCAGAGAGUGGCCCCUGGUGCUAGAGAACGCUUGGUGCAGAUCACUGGACCUGCUGAGGAGAACAUCAACCAAGCCAAACACCUGAUAGAGGAGACAAUUAGACGCAAUGCAUCUCCAGUGCGCGGGGAUGAACGCGGCUCCAUUUUCAGCAGCAUGGGAGGGUCAUCGUCUUCCAUUUCAUCUCACACCUCGGAUGAAACUCUACAGGUACUGAGGAAACAACUCUCGCUUGAUGAAAUGGCAUUCAGUUCUCGACAUGCAGGCUCCAAAAGAAACACCCUAGUCCACAGCCAGUCGAUGGGAGACGAACCAAUAGGGGAGUACCGGUACACAGUGACCCAUGGCUCGGAUGCCUUGAGAAUCACAGGCAACAACCUGCAUCUUGUGAGGACAGCAAAACUGGUGCUUGAUGAAUUCUUUAAUGGAGAAAGGAAUCUGAACAACAUUGCUCUCCUUCUGGGAACAGACACUCCAAGUGACCCAGCUGUAGAAUCCCCAACAUCAGCAGCCAUGACAGGCUACCAGGGCCGCCAGCCUUCGCCACCCGUACAGACCCCAACGGAACUUGAUCCAACAUCAGAUGGUAUCAAAGGUGUGGUGACAGUGGUGCGGCAGCCACUUUUCCCUUCAUCGUCAAAGGAGGCUAUAGAAAGUGCAGAGUGCGGAAGCAAUCCAGGUGACGUCAGCUCAAAGAACCGCCGCGCAUUGUUCCAGAAGACAAGUGAGGACCGUGCUACAAAUGGGGAUGACACGCCCUCCACUCCCGGUCCCGCCACAUGUCCCGCUCCCGAGGCCGCCGCGCCGGAACCCGUUCCUGCCGUUCCCGCUCGUCGCACCUACACCCGGGACUUCCUUGUGAAGUGUGCCGCCUCUCCCCUAAGCCGCCUCACCCCAAACAACUGGUCGCAAGUGGUGCGGCAAUCGCCCUUGGUCCUCAAGAAGAGCUGGCAGUAUCAAGCAGGUGUGGUAGCGACACUGAAUGAACAGGGAGACGCAGCCCUUAAUGCAGUGCCUACGUACCUCCAGGCAAGUGACCUGGAGGACGCGGCAGCCUUGGCCAAGAGGGAACUGCGCUGGACCCUGGUCAGAACAAUGUCCACCACUGAGGAAGAUGAUAAUGGAAAUAACAGCACCUCUUAGAAGAAUGGUUGUGAAGUUUGUAUAUUAAAUAACAGUGGAAGGAAUUUUAUGAUGUUGCGUUAAUAUUAAUUGUGUUUUUAUAAACAGAUAUAUAUGUAUACAUGUAAGGAUUAUCAUGUGAAGUUGUCUUUUUGAUACAUGUUUCUUUGUCUCUUUGUCUUUUGUGGCAUUUGACUUGAUGUCAAAUGCAUUUUUGUUUUUUUUUACAGAUCUGUUUGUUAGAUGAUAUGUAUUGU